AUGACCGUGCCAACUGCGGCCCUUAUUUGGCUGCUCGGCUGGCGACUGCCGUAUCACACGUUGGAAUUCGUCACUGCCCUUGGCCUGGCAGCACUGGCAGUGUUUGUGUCGUACUGGUCACUGUGGCACAUUCGAAGGCUUUUCCUGAACAGAUCCGUGGAGCCCCAGGGCAAGAGUAUUCUAGUCACAGAGCUGUGGGCCGUUGUGGCCAACGCCGGCGUUCCAAGUCUCGGCUACAUUGAGUGGCAGCCGAUGAGCCGGAUACAGUACGUGUUCGAAGUGAACACCUUCGGCGUGAUCCGCGUCGCAAGGGCGUUCCUUCCGCUCAUGCGCAAGACUCCCGGCAGCAGACUCGUCGUUGUCACCAGUCUUUUAGGACGAAUGUCAAUGCCGGCGUCCAUGACCUACUGCAUGUCCAAGCAUGCUUCCACAUCGCUGGCGGACUCGCUUCGCCGCCAAUACUACGACAGAGGAGUGCACGUCAGCACCGUUGAGCCAGGUGCAUACAGGACUCCCAUGGCCAACCACGACACUAUGGCGAAGACUCUGCGAAAGGACCUGAGUCUCCUGCCACCUCGGGUGCGUGACGUGAUCAGCGACCACUCCCUAGGAAGUCUGCGCAAGUCAUCGGACACUCUGUAUGCGUCGAUCAUGCGCGACGAUUUGCAAGAGGCCGUGGAUGUCAUGAAAUCGGCCGUGCGAGACCUCAUUCCCAAGGCCUACUACAGAGCUGGAGGGUUUAAGGACAUUCUCCUACGCCGGCUGUAUGAGGUGGCUCCAGCCGAAGUUACGGACGAAUUCGUACACAUGAUCCGCAAGGUUGCGCGCGCUGCGCGGCGUAAGGCAUAG
Molecule: messenger RNA, 849 nt
Organism: Dermacentor silvarum
Lineage: Eukaryota; Metazoa; Arthropoda; Arachnida; Ixodida; Ixodidae
Product: retinol dehydrogenase 7
Exons: 4
Coding region: 1-849 (282 amino acids)
Molecular function (GO): oxidoreductase activity
Source: RefSeq, a predicted model, not a curated record